GAAAAAGAAGAAGAGCUUGAAGAAGUGCGCAAACAAGCGCAGCGGACCUCUUUGGAAGUGUCGGAUCUUUUCCCAGCGCCGUUCAGGUCCACUGCCGAUACCACUGCCGAUACGGCAGCAGCUGCUUUCACUGCUGGAGCCACGGUAGAUUCAACUGGUGGCAUCGCACCGUCCACUGCCGAUGCGGCAGCCGCUGCUUCCGCGGCUGGAGUCACUGGAGAUGCAACUGGUGGCAUCACAUCGUUCCUUGGAAGAAGCGGGGCGGCCGCAACCAACCACACCAGCAUGGGUACGGACAUCGUCAUCCGAAUCAGCGUCUUUCCGAUGGCUUUAGGUGAGACUUCUUUCUCACAGAUGAGGCAAUCUGCCGAUACGGCAGCGGCUUCCACAACUGGAGUCACUGGUCCUGCAGCUAGUCGUGCCUCACCGCAAUCUGCCGAUACGGCAGCGGCCUUCACGACUGGUUGCGUCGCACGGUCCUCUGCCAGUCGGCAGCUUCCUCGAGUGCAGCUGCUGGCGGCGCUGCGUGGCGCACGAGGAGCACCUGGACGAGCCUUGGAAGCAUGGACCAUGGAAAGCUUGGCCCAAGAGCGUGGCUGGCGCGUGCCAAGAGACCUGGACGGUCAGAGCCUGCAACAGAAGUAUGCCCAGGACUUACAGAAUGGCUACAGCGAGCAGCAGGCUAACAAACGCCACCAGCAGCGGCACAGAGCUGCGCUGCACAACCAAGGAGCAGAGUCCAUGCCGAUCCAGCGCAGUCACCACGCUCAGCAGAUUCAUGGUGGCAGUGGGGCUCGAGCAGCUGGAAUUCCUGGAGCGCUUCCAGUUGGCAACGAAGAGACUGGCAGGGCUAAGGGGCCUUUGCCACUGAUGACUGGAAGCCGAACGCAAUCUCAGGAUCACCGGCAGGUGCAGUCCUACUCACGGUUGCCGCGGCCCUUGCGCCUGAGCGACGUGAAGCUGGGGGCUCCGCCCUUGAGGCAACUGGAAAUCCCACGAAGCCAACUCACUUUCCAUGAAACCGAAAACUAUCUCCUGGUGGAUGUGUCUGCAGAAGCUCGGAAUGCGAUGCUAAAGAUGGCUGGGGCGGCAGUGCCUGCGAGCACCCCGUCGCAAGCCGUGUUUACUCUCUAUUCAUUCCCCCCCACAAAGGGCGGGCGCGAUGCCAUUUGCUCCUACAUGGAGGUCUUGAAGCGGCUGUGUGAAAAGAUGGAGGGGAAGCCGCUUGGCGUCCACAACUGGGAGGAAUUGAAAUGCAGAGCGCCUCUGUACUUUGCAUACCAAUUCUCCCAUGAGAAGUUCUCGCAGAAGCUGAGCCACGACCAGCAAAGCACAGCAGUUUGGAAGAAAUUCAAGGAGAUUGCGCCGAACAGGUGCUCUUCGCUGGCGUGCUGGUACGCCAUGGGUGCUGGGAAACUUGUGGCCAGAUGUUUCGCCUUGGGCGGCCAGCCCUUGAACGUUGGAAGCUGCAAAGUCAGCCUGGAGCUGGCCUUGGAACGGUACAGCUGUGCGGUGGAAGCCAUGCAGCGCUUGGCACACAGGCAGAUGGGCCUGCUGUGGCCACCAAAGCCAGAGAAUCGGGUUUGCAAAAAGUUUCCUGCUGCAGCGGUGACAGCAGUUGCGGACAUGCUAUUGCGUUUCAAAUUUCAAGAAAAUGUAUGGAGAGGG
Messenger RNA from Cladocopium goreaui, 1668 nucleotides. The record is from the annotation of a GenBank genome assembly. NCBI's taxonomy places the organism in Eukaryota, Dinophyceae, Suessiales, Symbiodiniaceae.